Molecule: messenger RNA, 1216 nt
Organism: Musa acuminata AAA Group (dessert banana)
Lineage: Eukaryota; Viridiplantae; Streptophyta; Magnoliopsida; Zingiberales; Musaceae
Product: protein LIFEGUARD 4-like
Exons: 3
Coding region: 182-994 (270 amino acids)
Source: RefSeq, a predicted model, not a curated record
GUGGCGGUGAAUACAGUACGUUCGUAUCCCCUAAAUCCAUGCAGGAAGCCAACGCCUCUCAUCCUCGCCACCUUCCGUUAACCUCCUCUUUUUCUGUCACUCUCCUUCUCUUUCUCUCUUCGCCUGCCUCUUGUCGCCUUCCUUCCUUCCUCCUCUCGGUCCAAACAAUAGAAUCGGCGAGAUGAAGGAUUGGAGGGGAUGGGACGUCGAGGCAGGGGGCGCUGCCGCCGGCGGUGGGGCGUCGCUGUACCCCAACAUGAUGGAGAGCCCGCAGCUGCGGUGGGCGUUCAUCCGCAAGGUCUACACCAUCGUCGCCCUCCAGAUCGUGAUCACCAUCGGCGUCGCGGCGGCCAUCAACUUAAUCGCUCCGGUCCGCGACUUCCUCCUCGACCGCUCGACCGCCUCGUUCGCGGCCGGCGUCGCCAUUAUGAUCUUGCCGUUCUUGGUAAUGCUUCCGAUGAUGUACUUCAGCGAGCGCCACCCCAUCAACUUUGUCCUCCUCGUCCUCUUCACCGUCUGCAUCGGCUUCGCUGUUGGAUUGGCAUGCACGACUCGAGGAGGCACGGCUAUACUGGAAGCUGCAACCCUAACAGCUGCGGUGGUUGGGGGUCUCACUCUCUACACAUUCUGGGCGGCCAAGAGAGGCCACGACUUCAGCUUCCUCGGUCCGUUCUUGUUUGCGGCUCUCCUUGCACUGACCAUCUUCUCGCUCAUCCAGGUUAGGAGUAGCGCAGUUCUCCAUGUCGCCGACUUAUUCUCGUUUCUCUAUGUAUACGGCUUGAGCCUACCUGAGCAGGUGUUGUUUCCGAUGGGAACGAUCACGACGAGGGUGUUCGGGUGCAUUUCGGCGGUGGUCUUCGCCGGCUUCAUCAUCUACGACACCGACAACCUGAUCAAGCGACACAGCUACGACCAGUACGUGUGUGCCGCCAUCUCGCUCUACCUAGACAUCAUCAAUCUCUUCUUGGCGUUGCUCAGCACCAUGGAAGACUGAUGCGAGUUUGUAUCGGCCCACCCACCAUCGGCGGACUUCGAUUUGUGUGUUGGAGACAAUAAGGUUGAACCCACCCUCGGAUUGAGAUGCCACCAGACCAGGCCGAGGAGUCGGUCGCCUGUGGUUAAUUGAGGUCUUCAACUGUGUGUCUUCCUUGUUCUUGGACGUUUGUCUACAUAGAUAUCGAUAUAUAUUUGGAGUAAGGAUUAGUCUAACGUUGCU